This is a messenger RNA of Adineta ricciae, 1590 nucleotides long. The record is from the annotation of a GenBank genome assembly. Lineage: Eukaryota; Metazoa; Rotifera; Eurotatoria; Adinetida; Adinetidae.
AUGCCGACUACUUUGGUUUUAACAACGUGUUCUGUUGAUAAAGAACCGUAUGACCUUCUUAUUUGUAUUGAUGAUGAUUCUAAGAACGUAUCAGCGACAACUAUCGACGAAAUAUUGUCAUUAAUUGAUCGAAUAGAUUCGAUUCAACUUCAAUUAAAGCUAUUAACGAACAACAAGACUGAUGCUGCAAAAUCAGAAACGAUUCCAUUCGACAAGUUGUUAAAUAUUCGCCAGAUCGAUGAACCAUUGAACGAUUCAAUAUCAUCAUCGGUCAAGCAACGAUUUGAAACAAAAUCACUUUCUCAAUCUACACGAAUCCGACUUCGCUAUGCUCAUGUAUCUGAGCUAUUCCUUUGGACAGUAAAACAAUUAGAAGUAGACUUGGAUCGCUCAAUUGCACAGCGAUUGUGUUCAGUAUCAAAUCGAUAUCUAUCGAAACUGAAAAAGCGUCCUCGAAAUCUAUUGAUUUUUAUCAAUCCCGAAUGUGGGAAAGGUGUCGGAAAUUCGGUUUACGAGGAGCAAGUAUUACCAUUGUUCGAAGAAAUGAAUCUAACUGUAAAUACCAUCUAUACCGAACGUGCGAAUCAUGCACGAGAUUAUAUUAAAGAGAACUCUUUGGAUGAUUAUGAUGGUGUGAUAUCAGUCGGUGGUGAUGGAAUGUUUUCUGAAAUCUGUCACAGUUUAUUACUUAAAACUGCACAACAAGCUAAACUCGAUGUAAACGAUCCUACAACCCAUCUUGUUCCACCACAAUUGCGUAUUGGCGUUAUACCAGCUGGAUCAACCGAUGCGGUGGCAUUUGGUACAACUGGCUACAACGAUCCUGUUACGAGUACUUUACAAAUUAUUGUUGGUGAAUCCCUUCUUAUUGAUAUAACUACGGUUCAUAAUGAACAUGGUUUCGUACGUUUUAUGGCAACGAUGUUUGCCUACGGAUUUUUUGGCAACAUUAUUGAACAAUCUGAGAAUUGGAGAAUUUUCGGUCCGUUACGCUACACUCUUGCUGGCAUUGUUCAAUUCCUUCGAAAUGUAUCUUAUAAUACGGAAAUAAUAAUCACUCAAGCAUCGAACAAAUCGGAUCAAAUUAAACGUCGAGGUCAUUAUGAAACAAUUAAUUGUCUAAAUAUGCCUGGUCGUUGCCAUAAAAGUAAACUAGGAAUGUCUCCAACUGUUCAUCUAGCCGAUGGUUCAUUUGAUGUCGUGCUCGUCAAACACUCGUGGCGUUUACACUUUCUUCGUUUUCUUCAUCGUGCAGCAAAUGAUAGUCAUGGAAUCGAAAAACUAUCCAAUGUCGAACGAUUUCGAGCAACUGAAGUGUGCAUCCAUCCUCUUGUUGUUCAUCACGACAAUGAACUUGGAAACUGGUCAUGCGAUGGUGAAUUGAUCGAUGCGAAACAAGUCACCAUCCAUGCUCAUCAUCAAGCAUUGAAAUUAUUUGCAACUGGCAUCAAUCUUGAUCAAGUGAAGAAAAUCAAUGAACAACAGUCGAUGAACAGUCCUUCCGACCGAAUGACUAGAUGCUGUUUUCUCUUCCUGAUCAUCUGUUGUUUUGUUGUUUUUACUUUUGUAUGUUAUCGGUGUUUAUUUUGA